AUGAACUCAAACUGUCGCUCUCUGCCAAAUAAGAUAAUGUACCUACAAUCCCUGAUGUCAACUGAUACGUAUCAUAACACCGCCAUAAUCGCAUUACAAGAAACGUGGUUGCAUGAACUGUAUGAUGACAACCUUAUCUCACUAAAGGACUUUAUUUUAUUUCGUCAAGACCGUCAAUGUUGUAAUAAGAAAAAUGGUGGUGGCGUUGCAACUUUUAUUCACUCCAAAUGGUCUGUCUCAAAUAACGUCUGCUUCACCUUCUCAAAUGACUUCAUUGACUGUAUUACUGUCAAAUGUCGCCCCAAACACCUCCCCAAGUAUAAACAAUUCUAUAUUACAAACAUGUACAUUUCUCCUAGUUGCUCUCCAUCUGAUCUAUCUAAUUUUGCUGAUGAAUUCACCAUGUUUGCUGCUGCCAACUUCGACAACUCUCUAUCCGUUAUUACUGGAGACUUCAACACAUCAGAUUGUUCCUUUCUUGAAGCUCUUGGUCACACAAACAUAGUCAAAUUUCCCACUCGACUUGACAAAACACUCGAUCUCGUUUUUACUAAUGACGAAGGAGUAUAUGAAACACGAAGACGUUCACCGAUACAUAACUCCGAUCACUGCAUUGUCCGCGUUUUGCCAAAAAUAUACAGCAAAACACAUAUUAAAAUCUUCUCACACCUGUCUACGAAAGCACAAGAAAGAUGCUACACAUCUGACAACUUACUCAAUCUAAGAUGCAUGUUAAAAGAUACCAACUGGGAUCUAUUCUAUGAAAGUACAUUAGAUGACUCAAUCACCAAUAUAAUGGAUUAUCUUAAGUUCUGCCUCGACAUAUGCUGUCCCAAACAAACACUGUUCAAACGCCUCGACCGCUUCUCGUCUCCCCGUCUCAAACAACUUCGCAGGCAAAAAGAAAUGUUAUAUAAAUGCAAAGACAAGUUAGGACUUAAAAAGAUUAAUGCUCAAAUCAAAUCUGAAAUCAAAAAUCUUAAUGCUAUCUAUAACCAAACACUUUUAUCAUGCAAAUCUCCUAACAGCAUGUGGAAACUUUUCAAUGAAAUUACUGGCAAAAGUAAGCGAUGUAAUGUUUUUCCCUCUUGUGAUGUUAAUGCUCUUAAUCUGUCUUUUUUACGCUCUCCUUCUACUAUAACCACUUCUAACGUUACCAAUCUUGUAGCUGAUAACUUCCAGGACUUCAAUACUCUCGAUGUUUUGAAAUGUCUUAAAACUCUUAAGCCCUCACAUAGUCUUGGCCCUGAUAGCAUACCUGCAUAUGUUCUAAAACAAUGUGCAGAUGCUUUAUGUUCUCCUCUAACUAAUAUAUUAAAUGCUUCUUUCCGUGAAAACGUUGUACCUGUUCCAUGGAAAGACAUUAAAAUAGUCCCUGUCCCUAAACCUGGAAAUAGCAAGAACGUAAAGUUCAGACCCAUCGCCAUCACUUCCCCGUUUCUAAAGCUCAUGGAAAAACUAGUACUUCUUAAACUCGAACCCUCCCUUAAAAGCUUCGAAGACCCCAAACAAUUUGCCUACAGACAGGGUAGGAGUACUUUAGACGCUGCAGCCGUCUUACACAACAGUAUUAUCUCAUCAUUAGACAAAGGUGCCAAAUAUGUCCGCUGCACGUUUCUUGACUUUACUUCUGCUUUCGACUCUGUACCUAGAAGUCUCUUGCUAAAUAAGCUCUCCAUGACACAAACCGAGUCCUGGGUCACUAACUGGUUGCAUUCCUACUUUUCAAACAGAAUGCAGUACACCGUAUACAAAGGCCAAUCCUCCUCUGCUGUGCUCACUGAAGCUGGUGUCCCCCAAGGUGCUGUACUCUCCCCACUUCUCUUUUCUUUCUUCCUACAUGACCUACCGUCUUCAAAUGACAUUAACUUUGUCAAAUAUGCUGAUGACCUAACUGUAUCUUUACCUGUCAAAUGUCAAAGUGACUGCUCUAAACUAAAUGGCUUCUUAUCGGAAAUUAGCCAAUGGUCCAAGGAAAACGGUCUAACCUUAAACCCCUCCAAAUGCCAAACAGUUAAUUUCACCCUUAGGCAUAAAUCUGACCUAAACAAACUGGUUAGCACUCAUGAGGUGUGCAACAUAGAU
Trichobilharzia regenti is the source of this 2085-nucleotide messenger RNA. The record is from the annotation of a GenBank genome assembly. Lineage: Eukaryota; Metazoa; Platyhelminthes; Trematoda; Strigeidida; Schistosomatidae.